Pelmatolapia mariae (spotted tilapia) is the source of this 2471-nucleotide messenger RNA. Its product is annotated as von Willebrand factor A domain-containing protein 5A-like. The record is from RefSeq and is a predicted model, not a curated record. The transcript has 18 exons. Bases 25 to 2283 code for a protein of 752 amino acids. NCBI's taxonomy places the organism in Eukaryota, Metazoa, Chordata, Actinopteri, Cichliformes, Cichlidae.
UGUUCUUGUUUUACAGGUAAGAUAAUGGAUUGCUGUGGUCUGCUAACUCUUCAGAAGGAACCAGUUCCUCUGAAGAGCAUUGAGGUGGAGCUGGAGGUGAGGGACCAUGUGGCUACAGUGGUCUCCACUCUGAACUAUGAGAACAAGGAGGACAAACCAUUAGAGGCUGUUUUUGUCUUCCCUCUGCCUGGAGAUGCUGCUGUCUGUCAUUUCAGUGCUCAGAUUGGACAGACACAGAUUGUAGCUGAGGUGAAGGAGAAACAGAAGGCUCGUGAGGAGUAUGAUGAUGCUCUGAGCUCCGGUCAGCAGGCCUUCCUAUUGGAGGAGAGUGAUGAGAGUCCAGAUAUAUUCUCUCUGAGUGUGGGCAGUCUGCCUCCAGGAGAGAGCGCCUCCAUCAGGUUGGAGUACGUCACUGAGCUGGCUGUGCAGGCUGAUGAUGGUCUGAGGUUCUGUCUGCCUGCUGUGAUCAACCCUCGAUACCAACCUCAGGAUAGUGAAGGUGCAGGUUUCCAGGUGACUUCUGUUCCAGCCUCUCUGGUGCCCUACAGUCUGUCUUUUUCUGCCCGAGUGUCCUCUCCUUGUCCAGUCUCUAAAGUAGAGUCCAACUGUUCCCUGGACCCUCUGCAGUACCUCAACACUGAUCAAACCCAGGCCACGGUCAAGCUGGCUGCAGGACACAAGUUUGACAGAGAUGUUGAACUGCUGAUUUAUUACAAAGACGCCCACCAGCCCACUGCUGUGGUGGAGGCAGGACAGGCCUCUGCUGAGCUGGGCUCUCUGAUGGGUGAUCCAGUGGUGAUGGUGAGUCUGUACCCUGAGUUCCCCCAGUCUGUGAUGUCUUCAAAGGCUUCAUGUGGAGAGUUUGUGUUCUUAGUGGAUCGAUCCGAAAGUAUGGACUGUCCUACGAAUAACACUGAGGAGCAGGGAACUCGGCUCAGCAGUGCCAGGGAAACUCUGCUGCUCCUGUUGAAGAGCUUACCAAUGGGCUGCUAUUUCAACAUUUACAGUUUUGGGUCUAGUUAUGAACACAUCUUCCCUAAGAGUGUAGAGUAUGGUGAGAAGACCAUGGAGGGGGCUCUGAAGAAAGUUGAGCAGAUGGAGGCUGAUCUUGGAGGAACAGAGAUCCUGGAGCCCCUCAAACAUAUUUACAGCCAGCCCUGCAUUCCCACUCAGCCUAGACAGCUGUUUGUCUUUACUGAUGGAGAGGUGGGGAACACCAAAGAAGUGAUCGAUCUGGUGAAGAAGAAUUCAUGUUCCCACAGGUGUUUCUCUUUUGGGAUUGGGGAAGGGGCCAGCUCUGCUCUCAUCAAGGGGAUGGCCAAGGAAGGAGGAGGUCACACUCAGUUCAUCACAGGGACUGACAGGAUGCAACCAAAAGUGAUGCAGUCGCUGCAUUUUGCUCUGCAACCAGCAGUGGAAGAUGUUUCUGUCACAUGGGAUUUACCAAAGGGAUCCACUGUCACUGUCCUCUCUCCACCAAUCACAUCACUUUUCCAGGGUCAAAGGUCACUAAUUUAUGCCCAGCUCACUGGACAGAGCUCAGAGGCAGCAGAGGGCUGUGUGACGCUGAAGUACAGCCUGGCAGGUCAUCCCUCUGAGAACCAGCUGCACUUCAGUCUCAGACCUGCAGAGGACACUGGCUUAAUAGUCCACAGGUUAGCUGCUCGGACUCUUAUUUGCUUGCUAGAGAUGGAAGCAGAAAACAAUCAGGAAAAAGAAGAAGUAAAGAAGAAGGUGGUGCAGCUGAGUGUCCAAUCAGGAGUGAGCAGUUCUUUCACUGCUUUCAUUGCUGUCAAUAAAGACAACAACAAGGAGAUUCAAAGACCUCUUCUGCACCGGGAUAUUCCAAUGGCUGAAGCCUAUGGUUCCCGUAUUUCGUUCGAUGACAGAUGUUACAUGGAUUUUUGCUGUUUGUACAGCAUGGAUGAAGAAUUUCCACCUGCUAAGAAGCCACUCAGAGACCCUUUGCUGCAGUUAGUCUCCCUCCAGAAGGCAUCUGGCUGCUGGCUGCUUGAUCCAGCUCUGGCUGCUGCACUGGGAAAGACCAACGAGGAGGUGGAAAAGUCAAAGCCUGAAAAGGCCAGCAGUGAAGUGUGGGCCACCAUUCUGGCUCUGAUCUGGCUUCAUGGUUUCAAGAUGGAUGGAAAGGACGAGUGGGAGCUUCUGGCUGCAAAGGCUGUAUCAUGGCUCAGUGCACAAAAAGCACCAUCUGUGACCGAGUGUGUGGAAGCCGGAAAUAUAUUGUUGGGUUGCAGUGUGCAAAAAACUGCCCUUGGCCUCUGAGGUUUUUAUUAAGCUAAUAACGUCUUUACGAUUCAUGCACAGAAGCAGAUUUACUUCAUCCUUCAUCCACAUUAAUCUUUGCAUCAUCCAACUUUAUUAUCUAAUGUGCCUUAUUUUAUGCUGCAUGUGUCCAAAGUCAGCUUUGUAGGAGGACCAGAGAUUAUUGCUUUUGUAUUCUCAUUUUAAUG